Molecule: messenger RNA, 1199 nt
Organism: Paramecium octaurelia
Lineage: Eukaryota; Ciliophora; Oligohymenophorea; Peniculida; Parameciidae
Source: the annotation of a GenBank genome assembly
AUGUUAAAUUUAUAAACUGUUUUAAGGGGAUUUGAGGAAAAUGGAUUAAAAUAAGAGUAAUAUUUCACUCAGGAUGAAAUUUUACAUAAAUUGGAUAUAAUGGCGAAACGGGAGUUCGAUCGAGGGAUUGGAGAAUAAAUAUUUGAAUAAUGCCAACCUAUCUAAGAGAAUUUGAAAUUAUUUUUUAGACUAGCUGAUGUUAGUUAAACCUUGGUUGAUGCUAGUUUAAUAUUGAGUGAAAAGAUUAAGAAAGCAGAACUCUAAUUAAAGCUAAUUUCUUAGAAUAAGGCAGUUUGCGAGAAAUAAUUAGAUGAAACAUGUUUGCUAUCAUCUUAUAAUUAGCGGUUUACUCUGAUACAAGAUACUUGUUCUUGACAUUAUUGUGUGCUAAGAAUAUACCAUUAAAGUUAAAAUACUCAAAUUGCCACAUUCAAUUGACUUUGGGUGUAACAAAUUAAAUAGCAAGACCAGAAUAAUAAUAUGAUAGAGUAAAUCCAGAAUUCAAUUAAGAUUUUGAAUUGUAAUCAAAAUAUACUUAAACAUAAUUUAAGUUAGAUCCCUCCAGCGACAACAUCCCUUUCGCUUCAGUUUUACAUUCAGACUAAUGCAGCUCCAGCAUCUUUAUGGGGAUAAGCAUAUCUGUAAAUUCAGCAAUUAGAUGAUUCAGCAGUAAGAGAUCUAGAACUGUAAUUGAAGGAUCCUUAAGGCAGAGAACUAGGAGCUAGCAUUGAAAUAGAAGCUCAGAUAGUAUUGAAUAAAGUAUUCCUCUAAAAGAUAGUUAGCAUCAAUAUCUGUAAACUCAAUUGCAGAAGUUUGAACAAAAGAUUUACACCCUUGAAAAUGACUUGAACGAGUACAGAACUGAUUUGGAUGUAGUGGAGAGACCAUUUAAGAUUAAAUUAUUCAAGGAGUAGAGUUUUAAAGAUUAAAAGAAUGACAUUUUUGAAUAAUUCGAUCAGCAAUAAAUGAAUGAGAUGGAUUAAUAGAACCCAAAUUAUUUAUAGGCAUCUGAACAUAAAGAAUAAAUAAUAUCUGCAUUAUAAUCAGAAAAACACUUAGAUAAGUUUGAUGAAACGCCAGAUGCUCCUGAGAUCCUGCAACAUGGAGUCAUCAUAUUCACUAUUUAUGGUUUGAUCACCUUAUUUGUUUGUUCUGCUAAACCCUCCUUCUUAGAUGUAAUUGUCUAAUCAUUUUGUAGG